AUGGCAAGUACAAUAAUAUUGAAGAUUGCCUUCUCCGUGUCCGCUUGGGGCGCAUUGCUGACCUUGACAGAAACACAACGUUUGAAGAAAACGCACGAAAGGCAAUGGACGUUGACGCCCGACCUUGACUUCUCCAAUGACCAGCAUGUCCCGAUCAUCUCCGAAUCGAAGAAGACAUCUGUUCGCGUAGCCGCAGAGACAUCCAACCGAAGCCCAGCCAAAACUACUUCCACCCAGAACAAAAAUAGGAAGAAAGAUAACAUGGCUAAGGUUCUCUCCGAGAUUCUGCCGCAUGAUCUCCAUGGAGGAAUCGCGAACCAACGCAGCAUAUGUGUUGCGUAUUUAGUGAAAGAUCCCGGACGCCGAUGCGGUGACAAAGUGAAAGAUUCGCAGGAGUUUGGGCAGUCUCUCAGCGUCCUGAAGGAACAUCAUGGUCGGAAGGAUUAUACAGCCCUUCUCAUCCAGACGAAGAUACUCCUCCCAAAAUUCUUGUGUAAGAGGCAUUACAAUUGUGCUCAGCGAAGAUAUGGAUUUGUCGAGAGUCUGAUACAACAUCACUGUGUUGUAGAGGAAGCGUCAAAAGAUGACCCAUAUGGCUUCAUCUCAGAUCCGAGUUAUUCACGUCUUUGCUGGACCCAGUUUCUCAGUUGGAUCGAUAUUGUCUGCCAGCAAGUUACCAAUAACCAGGGGCCGGUACCAGAGACACUCGAGAUCAAGACCUCAGUAAAAACUGCUUCAUCGAUUACAGUGACUUCCCAGAAGCCUGCCAAAUUGAAAGCCGCAAGCUCAAAGAAAGAUCAAACAAAUUCAUUCACCGAGCCCCGUGUCUCUUGGCUCACAUGCUUUACAGUCUGGCAACCAACCUGGAGCAAAUAUCUUUCCGUCUCCCAAGCCCUCGAAAAGCAAGCCCAAAGGCCCCUCUUAAAAACGGAAAUUCCCCCUGGAUAUAUAUACAUGUACUGGGUGAAAGGCAAUUUCGGUUUGGCCAAGAUCGGAUAUAGCACUGACAUUGACAGACGCCUCCGCGAAUGGCGUAAACAAUGUAAACAAGACUGUCAAUUACAAAAGUCUGCCGGACCAGGGCAGUGUCUGCGUGUUCUUGUGCCGCACGCGCGACGGCUUGAGAAUCUGAUCCAUGCGGAGCUGAAGGAACUUCGAGGGAAGAUGUUUUGCAAGGUUUGUGGAACAAAUCACAGAGAGUGGUUCGAGGUUUCGGAGGGACAUGCUGUCGCUGUGUAUUUAAAGUGGAAGGAUUGGAUUAUGCAGAGUCCUUAUGAGAGAGUUGAGGAUGGGUUAUGGAAGUUGAAAGAAGACGUCGCAGAUAGUCUUGAGGAGGUUUGCCGUCCUUUAGAACAUGUCGAUAAUGAUAUGUUGAGGAAGAAGAGCGUGCAGAAGCGGAAAGAGGUUCGUGUUAGUCAGUAUUGGAAGCCUAAAACAAGGCUACGGAAGUGGAAAACGUAG
Molecule: messenger RNA, 1461 nt
Organism: Periconia digitata
Lineage: Eukaryota; Fungi; Ascomycota; Dothideomycetes; Pleosporales; Periconiaceae
Source: the annotation of a GenBank genome assembly